Molecule: messenger RNA, 5414 nt
Organism: Diachasma alloeum
Lineage: Eukaryota; Metazoa; Arthropoda; Insecta; Hymenoptera; Braconidae
Gene: babo
Product: TGF-beta receptor type-1
Exons: 8
Coding region: 828-2354 (508 amino acids)
Biological process (GO): cellular response to growth factor stimulus; nervous system development; activin receptor signaling pathway
Cellular component (GO): activin receptor complex; plasma membrane
Molecular function (GO): ATP binding; activin receptor activity, type I; activin binding
Source: RefSeq, a predicted model, not a curated record
UCUGACGAUCAUUGCCAAUCGGCAGUCGGAGCAGCAGGUAUAACCGUGUGCUCUGCUCUCUCACUCACAUCGAUGAUCAAGUCCCAGGUCGGGAGUCAUUCCUCUCAAACAAUAACAACAAACACGUUUAAAGUGACAGUGACCUAAUAUAAAUAUUGAAAACCAAAAGGAAAUGGCAUACAUCAAUGCUACUCCGGAAAUAAAUGGUGAAACUAAUUUGACGUGAAUCCAUCAAAUUCCGUGACUCUUAUUUUGUCUCUAGGCUGCACCUAUCAACUAUAGAAAAUGGCCGUGGAGCCAACAGUUGAGCGAAUUGACAGAGACAGAAAAGUGUUGUUGUUAUUCAUCAAUUAUUUGUGAUUAAAUACUUGACACAAAAUAAUUUCAUAGGAUUAAAGAAGUAAACAAUUCUCCUGGUGAUUCAGGGCUUGAAUAAGUUGAAGUGAAGGGUUAGGUGAACUGUUGUCAAGCAUUGGGGGCUAUCGGUCGUCGACCGAAGGCCAAGAAACCUCGAGAUGUGAAACAAUGUUCUUCAGUUAUCAGUGACAAGUGCUGAGUUAUUUUUCAUUAAUUUUAAAAACCUAUUAUUCAUGUGUUUUUACGCAUCAAAUAUCGUCAUGUUUUGUUUUCGUUGAGCUUUUGAGGCGCUCACAUAAGUUGAAUGAAGAUGAGAUUAUAUUAUUUGUGUGACUAACUGGAACGACAAAAAAAGAAAAAAAAAGCUACAACAAUGAUGAUAUUGCGUGCCUGUCCAUGACGCACUUGCUGAUCUUGACAACUUUUUGGAGAAAUUUAUCAAUUUGCUCGGCUCCAAGAAAACGAGGAAGAUGAGGAGAAAUCUCGUCCCGAGCAUGAUGAGCGUCUAUGCCCUCGUGGUGCUUCUCUUCACUCAUUCCUCGUCGAUUGUUGAUGGACUGAAAUGCCACUGCGACAUUUGUGCGGAUACGAAUCACACAUGCGAAACGGAUGGCUACUGUUUCGCCAGUACGACCCUCGAUCGCGGAGAGAUCACUCAUGCAUACAGGUGCGUGCACAAACAGCUGUCGUCGUCGCAGCCAGAACCACUCAUCUUCUGCAUGACGAGCAAUUUGAUAAACACAUCAUUUGUCAUCGAUUGCUGCCACAAAGAGGAUUUUUGUAAUCGUGAUCUAAGACCCCAGCUCCAUCCAAGAACCACAGAAGUAACAGCGGCUGGAGGUGUUACAACAUGGGUAACAUGGAGAAUGGCUCUAUCGAUAGCUCUGCCGAUCUGCGCUGUAUGUAUAAUUGUGAUGGCCGUGUAUCACGUACACAUGAGCCGUCGAAGACCUGCCAGGCAUUUUCCUGAUGACUCGAUGGAAGCACCAGACAGGCCGAUUUUAGGUGGAGUCACAAUCAGGGAUAUGCUGGAGAUGACAACGAGUGGUAGUGGUUCAGUAGGGCUACCACUCCUGGUGCAGCGAAGUAUAGCACGUCAGAUACAACUCGUUGAGACGAUCGGUAAGGGUCGUUUCGGCGAGGUCUGGCGUGGUCGCUGGCGUGGGGAAAAUGUUGCUGUUAAAAUAUUCAGCUCGAGGGAGGAAAGAUCGUGGUUCAGAGAGGCUGAAAUUUAUCAGACUGUUAUGCUGAGGCAUGACAAUAUCCUUGGAUUUAUUGCUGCCGACAAUAAAGAUAACGGCACGUGGACGCAGUUGUGGCUUAUCACAGAUUACCACGAGAAAGGAUCGUUGUUUGAUUUUUUAAAUCGUACAACAGUUGAUGUUAAUGGAAUGAUGAGAAUGGCCCUCUCUAUGGCAACUGGUCUUGCUCAUCUUCACAUGGAGAUCGUUGGUACUCAGGGCAAACCAGCGAUCGCGCAUAGGGAUCUCAAAUCUAAAAAUAUUCUCGUUAAGACUAAUGGCACUUGUGCCAUUGGUGAUUUAGGUCUUGCUGUGAGACAUGAUGUUAUUACAGAUACUGUUGAUAUACAGCUGAAUAACAGAGUUGGCACUAAACGAUACAUGGCUCCUGAGGUUUUGGAGGAAGCAAUUAACAUGAAUCACUUUGAUUCAUUCAAAAGAGCAGACGUAUAUGCACUAGGCUUAAUUCUGUGGGAAAUUGCAAGGCGAUGUAACGUUGGUGGUAUUCACGAUGAUUAUCAGCUUCCGUUUUACGAUCUUGUGCCUUCGGAUCCCACGAUCGAGGAAAUGCGAAAAGUCGUCUGUACAGAUCGACAGAGGCCAUCGAUACCAAAUAGAUGGCAGUCUAUUGAGGCACUUCAAGUUAUGUCCAAAGUUAUGAAGGAAUGUUGGUAUCACAAUGCAGCAGCAAGACUCACAGCUCUCAGGAUUAAAAAAUCACUCGCCAACUAUGGGUCUAUGGCAGACCUCAAAUGAAACAUACAAACUAACGUAAUAAUUAAUACACGAGAAAGAAUCCAUGAUUGUCUAAUGACAAUCUUUCCUUAAUCUUCCGGUGUCAUCGAUUAAAUCAUCUCGAUGUUGAGAUUAUUGUUUCGAAUGAUGAAAUUGUGCGAAUGUAUGUGAUUGAUUACAAAUGCAAAAGUGGUGGGUUGAGUUUCCUGUUUUUUCAAUUCAUUAUUUUACAAUGAAAAUUUACUAUAUUUACUAUACUUGAUUUUUUUUAAUCUAAUUUUUUAUCACCUAAAAAUUAUUUUCGUACAUUAUACAUUGAGUUUGUUGAUGUGUAAAGGAAUUUUCACUUGGUAUCAAGAAACUCAUUGUCUUUUUACACAAUCACCGUUUGAUAUUGAAACGAGAGAAAUAAAAGAUUUUUUUUUUCAUAUUGAGGAUCGAAAGCAGCUCUAUUCGUUAUUGUAUCAAAUCUUUGCCACACUCUAUCCAAUUUCCUAGUCAGACUAAGAAACAAAGAGUUGCUGAUGAUAGCUUUUUUCCCCUUAGAGUAGGUAAAGUCGAAUGUGUUUGCUCAAAUAUCAGUUUUAAAUUGAGAAGGGAUGCCUGGUAAUUACCAAAUGAAUUGAAAUGAAUGAAUUUUUUUAACCCACAGUGGAUUGAAAACAAAACAACCACAACAAUCAGAUUGUCAUAAAUAUUCGCGAUGAUUGAAAAAAGGAUGAUUAAUAAUUCCUUUGAAUCACGAGAAGGCUGACGUUGAAGGGCGCUAUGUUACGUCAGACUGCAGAGAAAUGAGUAAAAAUUGGACAUGAAAGCUUGGUUGAAAAGAAAAAUUGAUAAAAUACUAUUUUCGGAGUUUUAUUUAUAAUGGUGUGAUUAUAAUGGUGAAGGUAAUCAAUUAGCUUUCUCAGUGUGAAAAUGUGGAUGAAUGGUGCGAUUGAAAAUGGUAAUAGUAAAUGAUAGCAGCUAUUUGACCGUCAACAAAACGAGACUGAUCAUAACUGGAAGAUUGAAGAAACUUUUCUUUGAUAAUUUUCAAACAGCUGAAGAUCGUAUUUUUAUAUUUUUCAUUGAACGAGGAGAAUCGUUUAUUUUUCCGUUAUUAAUUGUAUACUCACACCUGAUACAGGCCCAGCUGACUUAGGUUUUUAUUUAAAGAAGAAAAAGAAGAAGAAGAAGAAGAAGGAUAGAAUGAAAUGCAAAUAUAUCUCUUUUUACAAUCCAUGGGAUGUACUUCAUGGAUUGCAAUUCACUCAAAGACUGAAGAUAAUAUUCAUAGUAGAUAAACUUUUUCUUUUCUUAUCGAAUAAAUCAGACAAUUAACUCGCAAUUGUCUAAUUUUUCAUUGAGACAACAAACGAUAUAGUGUUUAGUACGAGUCAUUCAUUUUUGUGACCCUUGAAAAAAAAAGUAUAUGGGUAACCCAAUGAACAGUGACAAUUUUUUCACUACGCUACCAAUAAUCAAUAAAGCAAUAAACGUUUGUUCGCUCCACCCCAUACAUUCCCAUUACACGUAGGUUAAUUUUAUAUACGUAAUUGAAGAUCAUUAAUUUUCACUCGAAUAAUUCUGGUAUGAAAACCAAGUAACACACGAACCUCCUACAGUUAUACCACUAGUACAACAUUUGUGCCAAUAAAUGAAUCAAUCCAGACAGUGAAUAAAAGUGAUAAAAGACUUUUAAUGCAAAAUAUAUCAGUCCAAGAUAUUCUCUACCCAUUUUUGUUCAUUGAAAAAGUUGAAAAUGAGAAUAGGUAGUUUCUUUCGAGCUUCCUGCUCUGCAAUCUCCAGAAAUUAAUAUUAAUGGAUUAAAUAAUAAGUAUCAAUGGUCGUAAGCCAGCUGGGCCUAGAAUGAUCGAACAGUCUAACUCUAUAUCUGACGAACAGCCAAACUGCCAAUUAUCAAUUGUAGUUUCUUAACUUGUGAAUGUGCAAGAAAAAAAGCAAAGAACAAAAAAAAACAAUACCUUGCUCCGUUACAAUGACCCAACUGUACAAAAUGUAUACCGUUGCAUGUGUCAACGAUUGAUACUAAUAUAAGAAUAAUAUAAUUGAUGAUUAUUAUAAUAGUAUAUAAAAAUAAUGAAUUAAUUGCAAGUACCGAUAAGGCGAUUAUUCUGCGUCUAGUUGUUUUAUUAAGUCGCUUCGCAUUCGGGUUUAGUAGCUAAAAACACGGAUAAAUUAUCAAUCAACAUGUUCGUGAAUGAUUUAUUAUUAUUCAAAAUAAUGCCUUUAUAAGCGGUUUUUGUAGUGCGCGUCAGAGUAAGAAUUCUUUGUUUUAUUUUUAUUAUUAUUAUUAUUUUUUAUAGAUAUAUAUAAAUAUAUUAUAUUUUUAUGUGUUGUAUAUUAUACUCUUGCUCUUCCGUUGUGACGAUUCGAAACUUAUUGGAGAGAAUUUUUGGAAAGACAGUUUUUUCAAGGUACAUUGACAAUUUGGGGAAGAACAAAAAUUCCUCCAUUUUUCAAUUUCAACCUAUUAUACAAUUUUUUUCUUUUCAUGUCUGUUUAUAUUUGUUAUUAGGAAUAUUGACUUUAUUGAAUGAUGAAAACUUGUUUCGAAUCGUCUCACCGGUUAAAAAAAUGAAAGCACUGCAGUGGCAACUCUUCCGUAGUUAUUUGAAAUCCUUCUUCCUCCGACAAUUUGAGAUCGAGAUAGAGAAGUAUACAUUCCGUAGAAAUUCUCUCGAAGCUCAACGAUUGUUAUUGAGUUAUAAUAUUGGUAAUGGAAUUUUUUACAAUUCCAGUAAUAGGGAAAAAAAUGUUUAUUACCAAUCUGACUAACUAUCCACCUCAAAUGAUUUACCAGUCAAUAUCAUUUAAAGACUACUAUUAAUAUAUUAGCUGAAACUCUCCUCGUGUAUAAUACCCUGUAAAUAAUGGUGUAAAUGAUACUCUCGAAUUUAUCGCAAAUUCAACUAAAUGAGCACUUGUAAUUUUCAUAUGAAGAAUAUACGAGAAAAAGAAGGGGAGACAGCACAGAACAAAUGUGUGAAGGGUGGUAUUGUUUUUCUUAUCAUUUUAUUGUAAAGUUUUCGAGACAAAAAGAAAAAAAACAAAGAAUGAUGAAAGCUAUGAAUAACA